Molecule: messenger RNA, 1181 nt
Organism: Fonticula alba
Lineage: Eukaryota; Rotosphaerida; Fonticulaceae
Exons: 1
Coding region: 233-619 (128 amino acids)
Source: RefSeq, a predicted model, not a curated record
GUCUUCUCCGCCCACAAUGCCUCCCCGAUCACCUCGGCCGGGCGGGAUAAAGUCCCGGCACGGUUCCGCGGCGGCCCUCAGCCCGGCCGGUUGUUGUGUGGCUCCAUCCAUCCCGGCCGCCGGGCGCGGGGCAGGCAGCCGGGGCACUUGCCUUUCGGUGAUUCUGUCCCGGUGAUCCGCACCGCGGGCCCCAUGUCCCCGGCCCCGUGCGCUUCUUGCCUCGACAAAAAAAAUGUACCCUCCGGAUCCCCUUCGUACCACGCGACUACCAGGGCCACACCUGGGACCAGUCUCACUUGAAUACUCUUGGAUGCCGAGAAGCAUGGCUUCACGCGGGAUGUUCUCCAUCCAUAGCCACUGUCCCGACUUCUCCGUUUCUUUCUUCCUGGCCCCAGCCGCAAAUCGAGCGACGCUGAUGCUCCUCGCUACGUGUCGCAAGCCGGGCAGGAAAGGCCAUUGUCCAAUCCACGGCAAGUACAAGGCACCCCAAAACCACGGCAUGCGCUGGCUUCCUUUGGAGGAUCAUCCCGAUUGGCGUAUACGCCACCUCUCGCAGCCCACUUGCGCGGGCUUUCCGCUCAGGCCAUCCCCACGCUUUUUUUCCCUCGCGGAGGUGUAAAGCGCAGCCGGCCACGGGCGAUCGUCGAGCUUACAGGAGUUUCUCUUCCCCAUCUUUCGGCGCUCGACCGUCAAGGCUCCCGGUCCUGGUGAUCCCCGGCUCAAGGGAGACACCUUACCCAGGUGGCCGGGCCCUCCCUGGCCAAUGGCCCUCCUCCACUCCCUUCCCCGGCACGCAUGGCCAUCCGGGAGACUCGGCCGAACUCGGUGCUGCCGCCAAGCGGGCCGGCACGAUCCCCCGGGGGGCAUGGGCAAGCCCCCAAGCACUCCCUGUCGCCGAGACAUCCCGGUCGAAGAGGCGGAGGCGCUCCCAUAUCGGGGCCUCUGAUGGGUGGUACUCACCAUCGGCCGAUUGUAUGGGUCCCACAUGACGCGGUGGGGACUCUCCUCCACGAUGGCUCCCCGGGCGGACGCUCGGGCCGGAGGCAUCUUCGAAUGAUCGCGCGCUUCCGUUUGCAGGCCCAGCACCAUGCGGCGAGGCCCGCCUCGCUGCCGGCCGGUCUGCGGCGGUGCGGCCCAAGGAGCGGGGCGCCGGGGUACGCCGCCGCCGCCGCCGCCGAUGU